This is a messenger RNA of Vollenhovia emeryi, 1544 nucleotides long. It is a transcript of the gene PCID2, whose product is annotated as PCI domain-containing protein 2. The transcript is spliced from 5 exons. The coding region runs from base 300 to 1484 and encodes 394 amino acids. Gene Ontology annotation, cellular component: transcription export complex 2. NCBI's taxonomy places the organism in Eukaryota, Metazoa, Arthropoda, Insecta, Hymenoptera, Formicidae. The record is from RefSeq and is a predicted model, not a curated record. Gene Ontology annotation, molecular function: double-stranded DNA binding; RNA binding. Gene Ontology annotation, biological process: transcription elongation by RNA polymerase II; post-transcriptional tethering of RNA polymerase II gene DNA at nuclear periphery; poly(A)+ mRNA export from nucleus.
CACAUCCCAAGUCAUUCCGUUCGACGAACCUGGCCACAUACGGAACAUUUUUCGUGACCACUUUUUCCGCUCUACACCUAUCAAGAUACGUCUCCUUACUCUUACUUCAUGGGCUUAACUAUCGGGAAUAGGGUAUUUCUAGUAAUCUAGUAACUCGCGCGCGCAUGUGCAAUCCAAAUGCAAGUUUAUAUGACAAGCACGACGCGUCCAUGUGUUUCCAAAAUAAUUUUAUCAUUUGAUUAAUUCGCGUGUCUUCGAAGAGUCGCUAUUUAUAUUUUACAUUAUAUUUUACACGUGAAAUGGAUUCUUAUAUAAUGCAGAUUCGGCGAGUGUGGCUCAACCAGGACGGGGAUGCGUUGGCGGAUCUCUUGUCUCUACGACACAGUCACGUUUCGAUACCUCAAAUUGGAUCAGAAACUGCUAUAAACAAGGCCAUGGAACACUUAUCCGCACCAUUAGACGACCUGGUGCUUUGCCACUUGAAAGCCGUAUCUACUAUGAACAAGAACGAUCCUUUGGCCAUGUACAAUUAUCAAAGUUCGGCUGUGCAGUGUCUCGCAAAGAUUUUGCAAAUGCAGAAGGAGGAGAACUGGAUGUUGCCGGUAAUGAACGUGAUGUGCCUGGAACUGAGAUUGUCGGCGAUAGGUGCAGAAAAUUCCAAGAGCAACAAAAACGUAAAGCCUGGCGAGGUCCUGGAGAAGUGCGCCGAAUGCUUGAUGGCCUGCUUCCGGGUUUGCGCAGCUGAUAGCAGAAGUUCGGAGGAGGACACAAAGCGAUGGGGGAUGUUAGCCCUGAUCAAUCAGUUACUCAAGGUGUAUUUCAGAAUUAACAAACUGCACUUGUGCAAACCUCUGAUACGGGCCAUAGAAUCUUCCCCGUUUAAGGACCACUUUGCAUUGGCACAGCAGAUCACAUACAAGUUUUUCGUCGGUCGGAAAGCGAUGUUCGACAGCGACUACAAGAUCGCCGACGAGUAUUUGACUUACGCAUUUGAGCAUUGUCACGUACAGUGUUCGAAAAAUAAGAGAUUGAUCCUGACUUAUCUGGUACCUGUGAAGAUGUUACUGGGAUACAUGCCCAAGAAGAGUCUCUUGGAGAAAUAUAAUUUAAUGGAGUUUUGGGAGCUGAAGGAAUCCGUGAGAAAAGGAGAUUUGCGCUCCUUGGAGGGAGUAAUGGCGAAGCACGAGACCUUCUUUAUAGAUGCCGGCAUAUAUCUGAUUGUGGAGAAGCUGAAGCUAAUCGCGUACAGAAAUCUGUUCAAGAAAGUGUACCUAGCGUUGAACACGCAUCAGAUACCAGUGCUGAGUUUGCUCGUGGCACUACAGAUGUACGGAAUGGAGGAUAUAGACAUGGACGAGACAGAGUGUCUUCUCGCCAAUUUGAUAUACGAAGGCAAGAUUAAAGGCUACAUAUCUUAUCAGCACAAAAAAUUAGUUAUAUCUAAACAAAAUCCUUUCCCGUCGUUAUCCACCAUUGUAUCGUAAAUGAUUGUAAUUGUAAUCGCUGUUACUUUCGCAAUAAAUAUAUUCAUAUUUUUUACGUUA